AUGCCUAAGGAAAAGACCACCCGCAAGACCAAGCCUCGCACUGAGAAGCGCAAGAAGGACCCUAAUGCUCCCAAGCGCGGUCUCUCUGCCUACAUGUUCUUUGCCAACGAGAACCGUGAGCGUGUCCGUGAGGAGAACCCCGGCAUCGCCUUUGGCCCCCUUGGCCGUAAGCUCGGUGAGAUCUGGAAGAGCAUGGACGAGACCGACCGAAAGCCCUACGAAGAGAAGGCUGUCGCUGACAAGAAGCGAUAUGAAGAGCAAAAGGCCAGCUACCUGGCCAAUGAGGACGAAGAGGAGUCUUCCUAA
This is a messenger RNA of Talaromyces rugulosus, 306 nucleotides long. RefSeq lists its product as uncharacterized. The record is from RefSeq and is a predicted model, not a curated record. The transcript has 4 exons. The coding region runs from base 1 to 306 and encodes 101 amino acids. Lineage: Eukaryota; Fungi; Ascomycota; Eurotiomycetes; Eurotiales; Trichocomaceae.